UCAGAUCCGAUAGAGGCAGAUAAAGACAGAGGGGCGGGAGACAGGACGAGGAAGGGCGGAGGGGGAGCGAGGGGGGCGGGGCGCCCGACCCCCAACUGCGCGGCUGCUGCCAGCUCUGCCGAGCUGCUAGGGAGCCUGGCCCGCCGACUGCUGAACGAGCUCCGUGGCCACCCCCGCCCCCCUACUUUCCAAUUCCACGGUCCCCGCAGCGCGCGCGAGAUGCAGCCGGUUCCGGACGCAGGCCUCUUCUUCUGAUGAAAAGAGAAAGGAAGAAUGGACUACCAUCACCAAACUUCCCUAGUCCCAUGUGGACAAGAUAAAUACAUUUCCAAGAAUGAACUUCUCCUGCAUUUGAAGACCUACAACUUGUACUAUGAAGGCCAAAAUUUGCAACUCCGACAUCGCGAGGAGGAAGAUGAGUUUAUCGUGGAAGGGCUGCUGAACAUCUCCUGGGGACUGCGCCGGCCCAUUCGUCUACAGAUGCAGGAUGACAAUGAACGCAUUCGCCCCCCUCCAUCCUCUUCCUCUUGGCACUCUGGCUGUAACUUGGGGGCUCAGGGUACCAUCCUGAAGCCCCUCACCAUGCCCAACAUUACGAUCUCAGAGGUGGAUGCCCUGCCUGAGAGUGAUCAGACUCUGAGCCCCACAGACUCCAGGGGCCUGAAGUCCCUACAGGAAGACACCCCACAGUUGAUGCGCACACGCAGUGAUGUUGGGGUACGUCGUCGUGGCAAUGUGAGGACACCCAGCGACCAGAGGCGAAUCAGACGCCACCGCUUCUCUAUCAAUGGCCAUUUCUACAACCAUAAGACAUCAGUGUUCACGCCAGCCUAUGGCUCCAUCACCAAUGUCCGCAUCAACAGUACCAUGACGACUCCACAGGUCCUGAAGUUGCUGCUCAACAAAUUUAAGAUUGAGAACUCGGCAGAGGAGUUUGCAUUGUAUGUGGUCCAUACCAGCGGUGAGAAACAGAAGCUGAAGAACACGGAUUAUCCUCUGAUUGCCCGGAUCCUCCAGGGCCCAUGUGAGCAGGUCUCUAAAGUGUUCCUUAUGGAGAAGGACCAGGUGGAGGAAGUUACCUAUGAUGUGGCUCAGUAUAUAAAGUUCGAGAUGCCUGUCCUUAAAAGCUUCAUUCAGAAGCUCCAAGAGGAAGAAGAUAGGGAAGUCAAGAAGCUGAUGCGCAAGUACACUGUGCUCCGCCUAAUGAUUCGGCAGAGGCUGGAGGAGAUAGCUGAGACCCCAGCAACAAUCUGAGCCACUAGAAGGAGGGGAUCCAGAUGCUGCAGAGGCCGUUGCUGCCCAGAGAAGACUCACUGGAAGCUGGAUGCCUUCCAUGGAAACAUUUAAAAGCAAAUCUUUCCAGCUUUCAAACCACAAUGGAGAUGCCAGCAACUCCCUGUCCUUUGUUUCCCUGCUCCUUUCCUUCACUCACGAGGACUUUCAGUUUUUAUUAUAAGGAGGACCCAGAAUGUGUGUGCACAUGUGUGUGCUCAUAUGGUACACAUCCACAUGCCUACAUGAUAUAUUCACAUGCAAUUCAAUUCCAAGCAACCAGCACUAGUGCUUAAGGCUGGCAAAUAUGUGCUUGUAGGCAGGAAAAUCAGAGGAAUCACUGCCAAUCUGAGGGGUUUUAGACUGAAGAAAAAAAUUUCUCCUCUCAAGUGUCAGGGAGCAACCAUACAUAUCUGCUCAACUUUAGAAGGAAAAGAAGGUCUAGCACACUCACCAUCUAGGGUACUUAUGUGUUAAUAGGCGCUUCCCUGGUAGCUCAGCUGGUAAAGAAUCCACUUGCAAUGCAGGAGACCCCGAUUCGAUUUCUGGGUUGGGAAGAUCUCCUCCUGGAGAAGGGACAGGCUACCCACUCCAGUAUUCUUGGGCUUCCCUGGUGGCUCAGAUGAUAAAGAAUCCGCCUGCAAUACAGGAAACCGGGGUUUGUUCCCUGGGUUGGGAAGAUCCCUGGAGAUGGGAAUGGCUACCCUCUCCAGUAUUCCUGCCUGGAGAAUUCCAUGGACAGAGGAGCCUGGUGGGCUACAGUCCAUGGAGUUGCAAAGAGUCGGACAAGACUGAGCAACUUUCACUUUCACUGUGUUAAUAGAUAUUCUCUCUGUAUGCCUAGAAGGAUCUGUGAGUCUGAGAUCCUUAGAAAUUAAUUAACAAACCGUGCCCUCAAGGCAGGUCUGAUGGAAAGAAAAAGAAACUAUCAGUGGGGUAGAUGCAAUAAGCCCACAGGUUUUUACACUGGAAACUUUGAUUGUUCUAAAUAACAAGGACAUAUCUGUGUGGAUGCCAGUAAAGAAUGGACUCUGCCUUGGCCCUUGCCUCCCUGGCUACCUCUCGGAAAUAGGGGGAGCCUGAUGUUUCUCUCAGCAUGCCAAGCUGUUGACCCCGAUUCUUUGGUGCCUCCUGAGUUGAAAGAAAUGUCUUAUGAAACAGGUCUCACUCAUUUGUACAAGGUGCUGACUGGCUGGCGAGGCCAGGGCCUGGUCUUGGGUGGCUGGGAAAUUUCCCCUCCUUAGGGAAAUGUGAAGACUUCUUGUAGAAUGACAGGUGCCUGUAAGCUCAGUCCAUUUGCACAUAAUCAAGGAGUCUUCCUGCACUUGGAGCUGAAGUCCUAUGUUUGAAGUCAAGGCUUUAAACUUUCCAACCACUAUAUUCUUGCAAGUUGCUGUCACAUUGUAUGUGGAGAUGGACUCUUAGGAAUGAAGACUUCUGCUAUUUACCAAGUAUGGGGUUCAGGGAUGCCUUUUGGGCUGCCCUCUGAUGGUGCAUAAUUAGGAUGGAGCUUCUCUAUCAGCUUCUCUGAGCAGCUACCUGUGAGAUCUUUAGAGAGACCCCAGUGGAGGGGAAAGGGCAAGAAGAGUCUGUCCCUUGGAGCCCCCCAUUGGGAAGAUUGACAAGUAGCUCAGCCCCAGUACAGCUGAUACUGUUUGAAGAGAGUUAGAUGGAUGGUUGGAACAGGGUGCUGGCUGUGGAGGUCAACCAAGCAGGGCCAGAAGCUCCUAACAGCAGGAGUCUGAGCCUUGUUGGGAUAGAACUCCCCAUCUCUUCUCUACCUCCUCUCUGAAGAUUUGGAGAGCUGGGCAGUUGAGAAAAGAAGAGCCACUGAUCUGUGUCUGCAAGGAAAGUGGACCCUUGCAGCAGAGCUCUUCCCGCCAGGGGCACCCUUGCCCCCAUCUGCCCCUGUCGCUUCCAAGAAAGACCUCUUUAGAUGGCUUACAGCUGUGGUUUCAUUGUUGACUUUCGAGAAGUUGGUAUGCUGCCACUUGUCAUUUUGCCAAGGGUCUCUUAGCAAGCUUACUGCCUCUGUGGGGAUAGCCACCAGCCUUGUGCAGGGUGGACUGGAAAUCAGGAGGGCCUUAGCCUCCUCAGUGGGCUUCUGCAAAAUGCACAGAAAAUAAUAGGGGCCCAGGGAGAGGCUUCCUUUGUUACAGAUGGGAAAGAACAGUUUUGUGAAUGCAAACAUACUUCCUGAAUUUUGCAUUUGAGAAAUGACUUGGAAAACUUUUUUUCUGGUUAUUUUUAUUUUGAAUGUUCAAAGCCUUUGUUGGCCCCAAUAAUCUUCCUUGAAUGGCUUGGGAAAAGUGUUUCCACAACAUAAAUUACUAAUGACUAACUUUUAUUGGACAGCUGUUUUGGUUUAUCAACGUUCUCUUUAAUUUGCACUAACGUUAUGAUAGUGUUAAACAUGGAAAUGUUGCGAAAUGUCAGUUUGCCAGAUCACUUUCUGAGAAAGUGAUACUGGGGUAGACUUGGUUUUUUUAAAGAUUGGGGAUUGGGGUGGAAUUAAGGGAAAUCUCUUACAUGAUACAUUCCACUUUAUGCAGGCCCCACUUUUCAAUUUUGACUCACCCUGUUUAGAAAUCAUUUCUCAUGUACUAAUAACCCAGUCAGGAAUUUUGGAAAGAUUAUUUGAAAUAGAGACACUGCUGUGAUGUAGAGCUGUAUUUUCUCACUGGUAUCACAUGGCCUUCCAGCUUUGAACUCCUGGACAGAUUUCUGUGCAUUUAUGUAACUGUGUGCAAUGAACCUGAAAUCGUGUGAUGAACAAAGGGCCAAUUUAUAGGGUUUUUUCCCUUCACUUGUGAAAAGCGACAUAGCCUCAUCCUACUUAAUCUUUUUCCCGGAGCUUAUGUUAUAAGGUGAUCAUAUGAAGGAAAAACUUGAGUUUAUCUGAUUGGUGAUAAGGGGAUCCAGUCCCCCUGGUGAUGUUGGAAUUAAGCACAAGGUAACAUUGUUAGUAAUCACAUUAGUGAGAAUGUGAGGAGUUAAAUUGUAGGGGAAGUGGGGGUGGUUACCUUGAGGAGGAACUGAAAAGCACAAAUAGGCUUGACUGUGCAAACUGGUGAGGAAUGUGCAUACUGACCUCCAGGUUUUUGGACUUUAACUCUGAGUUGAGGCUGAGGUGGGAGAAUCUGAGAUUAGCCAUCCCUGUGACAAAUGCUGAGCCCUGAGGUUGAGGUUUUGGCCUGAGACUUCAAAGAAUAAUAUAUUCACCUUUCCCUCCUUUCUACCAGAAAGAAAAUAAGACACUCUCCUAGAGACCUCUAGAUAAUGAUAUUUUGUCAUCAGUGUAGAUAAGACUUUAGGACAUAAAGACCAAAAAAUAAAAAAGUCACUCAAAACACAAACCUUGUUCUCUGAAGCAAAAAUGUCUUGGCAAGAAUUCUUUCUCUGGAGUUUGGGCAGUUAUUUCAGGGUUAGGAGAUUGGAAAGAGAGAUGGAUCACAGAAGGGCAAGAAGCUCUCUUAAGAAAAGAGAUGCUCUCUUUAAAAAACAAAACUGUUUCAAAGCUCUGUAGCACAGAGAACAUGGUGCCAUAGGUACAUCUCCAAGGGAAAUUUCUAUAUGAACAAAGGAGUUCCACAGGUGGCCCUAGUAGUAAUGAACCUGCCUGCCAAUGCAGAUUUAAGAGACACAGAUUCAAUCCCUAGGUCAGCUUCCUGAUCCCCUGCAGAAAGGCAUGGCAACCCACUCCAGUAUUGUUGCCUGGAGAAUCUCAUGGACAGAGCAGCCUGGCAGGCUAUAGUUCAUAAGGGUCGCACAGAGUCGGAUAGGACUGAAGCAACUUAGCACACCAAACCAUGAUGUGAAGGCUUAGGUAGGAGGCAGAGAUGUCCUUGAGCACCGAUGCAGCAGUGCAGAUUCUCUAGUCAAGUCUCUACUUAAGUUGUUUUACACACACACACACACAAUUGUUUUACACAAAGUCUUCUUGUUGGAAGCAGAUGAGAUGAGAAAUGAUCUAGAGAGGUAAAAAUAGACAAAUAUGGCACCCUUUCUUUCUGAGGGAAUUGACAGCAUUUACCCUGUCAUGGGAAGUUACAGCUCCCCCUGUGUUAUAGCCAAGCACUAGACAUGGACAAGCUGAAAAGGGAGAACCGCAGUUUACCUGUGGAGCCUCCCCAGCAGAUCGCAGACCUGUUUUCCAAGCUACUGGUUUCUGGUGUAUAAUUGCUACUGUUUCUUAAGGGUUUCCCCAUUUGAUUUAGCUUUGUGAAGUAUCUUUUAUCUUAAUCAUAACUUGCUUUUCAAGCAAUGGUACAUGACCCGGUUCAAUGUUUGGGUUCUGAAUUUAUAAACUGAUGUGUUUAGAUAUCUUAAUGUAACUUGACAAGUCCUCAGUAGGGAGCUGUGAAUUUCUGUAACAUUUUUAUAUGUUUUAAAGCACCUGACUUAGAUCUUGUUGAAUAAAGCACUCUCAAAAAGAA
Molecule: messenger RNA, 5708 nt
Organism: Dama dama (fallow deer)
Lineage: Eukaryota; Metazoa; Chordata; Mammalia; Artiodactyla; Cervidae
Gene: RASSF2
Product: Ras association domain family member 2
Exons: 11
Coding region: 274-1254 (326 amino acids)
Biological process (GO): signal transduction; positive regulation of protein kinase activity; regulation of non-canonical NF-kappaB signal transduction
Cellular component (GO): cytoplasm; nucleus
Source: RefSeq, a predicted model, not a curated record